GCAACGUCGUAUUCGUUUUUGCUUGCAUUAUCUGUAUUUUUUUGAAUAAUUCAAAUUGUGCCACUAGAAAAAAUUAAAUAUUACGUAAUUUGGCAGUCCGGAUUGUUUAAUGACGUUUGUAGAGUAUGCGCAUUGCGUACAGUUUCCAGUGUAUUCACCGGAUCGGAGCAGUCGGGUUUUUUAGCGAUGGUGCUCUUUCGUUUAUGUGUAGAGUUAAAUGUGAACGAAGGAGUGUGUUUUUAGUUUCGUAGGGAGUGUGUGUUGUUAUUAUUUAUAUUUUCAUUGACUUAUUAAGGUAGCUAGAUCCGGCUCGGCGCAGCUGGUGAAUUAGAGAAGAAUGACGACCGACAUUUCCAUAGUUCGGUGGGAUCCCACCUUACAGCAGGAGAUUGUUGAAGAUUACGAAUACGAUGGAGGAAAUUCAUCGUCACGACUCUUUGAGAGAUCCCGUAUUAAGGCACUUGCAGAUGAGCGAGAGAGUGUACAAAAGAAGACCUUCCAAAAAUGGGUAAAUUCUCACCUAGUCCGCGUAAAUACUCGCAUAUCCGAUCUGUAUCUGGAUAUGCGAGAUGGUAAAAAUUUAAUUAAAUUACUAGAAGUGUUAUCGGGUGAACGUUUACCGCGUCCAACGAAAGGAAAAAUGAGAAUUCACUGCUUAGAGAAUGUAGAUAAGGCUUUACAGUUUUUACGUGAGCAACGCGUCCAUUUAGAAAAUAUGGGUUCACACGAUAUAGUCGACGGUAACCCACGUCUAUCGUUAGGUCUCAUAUGGACCAUCAUUUUGCGCUUCCAAAUCCAAGAUAUCACAAUCGAAGAGACGGAUAAUCAAGAAACGAAAUCGGCCAAAGACGCUUUGCUGCUUUGGUGCCAAAUGAAAACUGCCGGCUAUCACAAUGUUAACGUUAGAAAUUUCACCACGUCAUGGAGGGAUGGGCUCGCAUUCAACGCUCUCAUACACAAACAUCGUCCUGACUUACUUAACUACGAAAAACUAUCAAAAUCGAAUCCUAUUUAUAAUCUCAAUAACGCUUUUAACGUAGCCGAAGAUAAAUUAGGGCUUACUAAGUUAUUAGACGCCGAAGAUGUGUUUGUAGAACAACCCGACGAGAAAUCCAUAAUUACGUACGUAGUCACCUAUUACCACUACUUCAGUAAAAUGAAACAAGAAACGGUGCAGGGUAAACGAAUCGGAAAAGUCGUCGGCAUUGCCAUGGAAAACGAUCGAAUGAUUCGCGAAUAUGAGUCACUUACGAGCGAUUUGCUCGCGUGGAUACAAUCGACAAUUGACGCGCUCGGCGAUCGUCACUUCGCCAAUUCGCUAAUCGGCGUCCAACAGCAAUUAGGACAAUUUAACAAUUAUCGCACGGUAGAAAAGCCACCUAAGUUCGUUGAAAAGGGUAAUCUCGAAAUUUUGCUGUUUACGCUACAGUCGAAAAUGCGUGCGAAUAACCAGCGACCGUACACACCUCGCGAGGGUAAGAUGAUAUCCGACAUUAACAAGGCGUGGGAGCGGCUAGAGAAGGCCGAGCACGAGCGCGAACUUGCACUGCGCGAGGAGUUGAUUCGCCAGGAGAAGCUGGAGCAGUUGGCAGCGCGGUUCAAUCGAAAAGCCGGAAUGCGCGAAACGUGGCUCAGCGAAAAUCAGCGGCUCGUCUCUCAGGAUAACUUCGGCCAGGACCUGGCCGCGGUCGAAGCCGCAGCCAAAAAGCACGAGGCCAUCGAAACUGACAUUUUGGCGUACGAAGAGCGCGUCCAGGCAGUGGUUGCCGUCGCCGAGGAAUUACAGACCGAAAACUAUCACGACAUGGAACGUAUCAAUGCGCGCAAAGACAACGUUUUGCGGCUGUGGAAUUAUCUACUAGAAUUACUUAGGGCACGAAGGCAUCGAUUGGAAUUAUCGCUUCAACUGCAGCAGUGCUUCCAGGAAAUGCUGCAUAUUUUGGACUCGAUGGAAGAGCUCAAAGUGCGCCUGCUCACCGACGAUUACGGCAAACACUUGAUGGGCGUCGAAGACUUGUUGCAGAAGCACAACUUGCUAGAAGCCGACAUUAAUAUACUGGGAGAGCGCGUCAAGGGAGUCGCGCAUCAGUCGCAGAGGUUCGUUGAUAGCGGAGACGGCGGCAGCGCCGAGGGCUAUAGGCCUUGCGAUCCUAUUCUCGUUUUGGACCGAGUGCAACAGCUGGAAGACGCGUACGCCGAAUUGGUGCGGUUGGCCGUCGAAAGGCGAUGCCGUCUUGAGGAGAGCCGGAAACUCUGGCAGUUUUAUUGGGAUAUGGCCGACGAGGAGAAUUGGAUUAAGGAAAAGGAGCAAAUUGUGUCGACUAGCGAUAUUGGGCACGAUCUCACCACUGUCAAUUUAUUACUCUCGAAACAUAAGGCUUUGGAGAAUGAGAUCAGCGGACACGAGCCACAGUUGGCGCAGGGUGUGGCCGUUGGAGAGGAACUGAUCGGAUCGGGUCAUUUUGGAGCGGAGAGAGUGCAAGAACGGCUCAAAGAAAUACAGGGCAUGUGGAAUCACUUGUUGAAUUUGGCCUCGGCGCGUCGCAAGCGUUUGGAAGAAGCUGUCGAUUUCCAUCAGUUCUUCGCCGAUGCCGAUGAUGUAGAUAUCUGGAUGUUGGAUACUUUACGCUUGGUUUCAAGUGAAGAUGUCGGACGCGAUGAGGCUAAUGUUCAGUCACUUUUGAAGAAACACAAAGAUGUCACGGAUGAAUUGAAGAAUUAUUCAUCGGUAAUCGAUGCGUUACACCAACAAGCUUCGCAAUUGGGACCAAAAGAUGCACAAUCACCCGAAGUGCUCGAUCGACUGGCUUCGAUUGACAAUCGUUACAAGGAGCUGUUAGAGCUAGCCAAAUUGCGCAAACAAAGGUUGCUAGAUACCUUGUCAUUGUACAAAUUGUUCUCCGAGAGUGACGGAGUCGAGCAGUGGAUCAGCGAAAAGGAUCGCAUGAUACAAACGAUGGUACCCGCCAAAGACAUCGAAGACGUCGAAAUUAUGAAACACCGCUACGACGGCUUCGAAAAAGAGAUGAACUCGAACGCGUCUCGUGUCGCCGUCGUAAACCAAUUAGCGCGACAGUUGCUGCACGUUGAGCAUCCCAACUCCGAACAAGUUAUCGGCCGUCAAAAUGAACUCAACCAAAAAUGGGCGGAGCUUCGCGAGAAGGCCGAAAACAAGCGCGAUAAGCUCAACUCCGCGCACGGCGUGCAAACUUAUCACAUCGAAUGUCGCGAAACUGUAUCGUGGAUCGAAGACAAGAAGCGUAUUUUGCAAAGCACGGACAGUUUGGAAAUGGACCUUACCGGCAUUAUGACCUUACAGCGACGUCUCUCGGGUAUGGAACGCGAUUUGGCGGCGAUCCAAGCGAAAUUGACUGCACUCGAGAAUGAGGCGAAACAGAUCGAAGCCGAACAUCCCGAAGAAGCCGCCUUAAUUCGCGAGCGUAUCACUCAAAUACAAAUUGUGUGGGAGGAAUUGACCCAAAUGUUGAAAGAACGCGAUGCCAAGCUCGAAGAGGCCGGUGAUCUCCACCGGUUCCUGCGCGAUUUGGAUCACUUCCAGGUGUGGUUGACGAAAACGCAGACAGAUGUCGCAUCGGAAGAUACACCGGGCUCUCUUGCCGAAGCCGAGAAGUUACUGUCUCAGCACCAGAGCAUACGCGAGGAAAUCGACAAUUACACGGACGAUUAUAGCAAGAUGAUGGAGUACGGGGAGAAAAUCACGGCCGAACCUUCGACUCAGGACGACCCACAGUACAUGUUCCUACGCGAAAGGUUAAAGGCGCUGAAAGACGGCUGGGCAGAACUGCAACAAAUGUGGGAGAACCGGCAGCAAUUGCUUUCUCAAUCGCUCUCUCUGCAAUUGCUCAACCGAGACGCGCGACAAGUCGAGGUAAUUUUGAGUCAGCAAGAGCACGCGUUGGCCAAAGAUGAGACGCCCACAAAUUUGGAGCAGGCCGAGAAGAUGCUGAAGCGUCACGAGGCCUUCCUAACGACCAUGGAAGCUAACGACGAUAAAAUCAACGGCGUCGUGCAAUUCUCUCGCCGUCUCGGAGACGAAGGCCACUUCGCCUCCGACAAAAUCGCCAAACGCGCCGACGCGAUCGACGAGCGGCGUAUAGCGAAUCGCGAUCGGGCAAUCGCUCUAAUGGAAAGACUGCGAGAUAUGACCGAGCUGCAACAGUUCCUCCGCGACUGCGACGAACUCGGCGAAUGGAUUCAGGAGAAGUUCAUCGUCGCGCAAGACGAAACGUACCGCUCGGCGAAAACCGUGCACUCGAAAUGGACGCGACAUCAAGCGUUCGAGGCCGAGAUCGCCGCGAACAAGGAGCGCCUACAAAACCUACAGAAGGCGGGAGAGGACCUGGCCCGCGAAAAGCCCGAGUACGCCGCCGAAAUUCAACCGAAAAUCGACGAGCUCGCAGAACAAUUCGAAAUUUUGGAAAAGACGACGCACGACAAGGGCGAACGUCUAUUCGACGCGAACCGAGAGGUUCUCAUCCAUCAGACCUGCGACGAUAUCGACUCGUGGAUGAACGACUUGGAGAAACAAAUCGAGAGCGACGAUACCGGAUCCGACUUGGCCUCCGUCAACAUCCUAAUGCAAAAACACCAGACGAUCGAAACGCAAAUGGCAGUCAAGGCCAGACAAGUCGAAAGUCUCGGCCCGCAAACCGUCCAUCUGCAGAGAACUGUGCCGGACAAAGACAUGGACGAGAUCAAGGUAAAGAAGACAAAGGUAGAAAAUCGAUUCCAACAACUGAAGCAACCUUUAGUCGAACGACAAAGGCAGCUGGAGAAGAAGAAGGAGGCUUUCCAGUUUCGAAGGGACGUGGAGGACGAACUGCUUUGGAUCGCCGACAAGAUGCCUCUAGCUCUGUCGACGGAUUACGGCACCAGCUUGUUCCAGGUGCAUAUGUUGGAGAAGAAAAAUCAAUCGCUUCGCACCGAGGUCGAUAAUCACGAGCCAAGAAUAAACUCUGUAUGCAAUAAUGGCCAAAAACUUGUUGAUGAAGGACACGAGGAUUCCUCAGAGUUUGGUCGUUUGAUAAACGAACUGUUGAAAGCGUGGCAGGAGUUGAAAGAUGCGGUCGAAGCGAGACGCGCGUAUCUUUUACGCAACGAACAGGCGCAGCAGUAUCUGUUCGACGCUAACGAGGCGGAAAGUUGGAUGAGCGAACAAGAACUGUACAUGAUGGUUGAAGAUCGCGGCAAGGAGGAAACGUCCGCCCGCAAUCUUAUGAAAAAACACGAAAGCUUAGAGGCGGCGGUGGAAGACUACGCGAACAAUAUUCGGGCGUUGGGGGAGACGGUCCGCGCGCUUGCCGCCGAAGGUCAUCCUAUGGCCGAGCAGGUCGCAGUUAAACAAUCGCAGCUGGACAAAUUAUAUGCGGGUCUCAGGGACUUGUCGGGAGAAAGGCGCGGGAAAUUGGACGAGGCGUUGCAAUUAUUCUUACUAAAUCGCGAUGUGGGCGACUUAGAACAGUGGAUUGCCGAUAGGGAAGUUGUGGCUUCCUCACAUGAGCUCGGACAGGAUUACGAUCAUGUCACCUUGCUGUGGGAACGAUUCAGGGAAUUCGCGCGUGAUACCGAGUCUAUCGGUUCGGAACGCGUCGCGAACGUCAACGACAUCGCUGAUCAAUUGAUUGCGGUCGGCCACUCUGACUCGGCCACCAUUGCAGAAUGGAAGGACGGAUUGAACGAAGCAUGGCAGGAUCUUUUGGAAUUGAUCGAUACCCGCACUCAAAUGUUGGCCGCCUCCAGGGAGCUGCACAAAUUCUUCCACGAUUGCAAGGACGUACUUGGGCGCAUUCUCGAAAAGCAAGUGGCCAUGUCCGAUGAAUUGGGACGGGACGCCGGUUCCGUUUCUACUUUACAGCGCAAACACAUAAAUUUCCUGCAGGAUCUGCAAACUUUACAAAGUCAGGUGUCCCAGAUUCAGGAGGAAUCGGCGAAACUCCAAACGUCGUACGCCGGCGAUAAAGUUCGCGAAAUUACAAAUCGCGAAGGCGAAGUUGUCGCCGCUUGGAUGGCCUUACAGGCAGCUUGCGACAAUCGUCGCCACAAAUUGGCGGAUACCGGUGACCUCUUCAAAUUCUUCAACAUGGUCCGUACACUGAUGCAAUGGAUGGACGACGUCGUCCGUCAAAUGAAUACCAGCGAAAAGCCACGCGACGUCAGCGGCGUCGAGCUGCUCAUGAACAAUCACCAAAGUCUCAAAGCCGAAAUUGACGCACGAGAGGAUAAUUUCGGCGCAUGCAUAUCAUUGGGGAGGGAGCUACUAGCGCGCAAUCAUUAUGCUAGUGCCGAAAUCCGCGAUAAAUUGUUGGCGUUAAGCAAUCAUCGGAAUUCAGUAUUACAACGAUGGGAAGAAAGAUGGGAGAAUCUACAACUUAUCCUGGAGGUGUACCAAUUCGCUCGCGACGCCGCCGUUGCGGAAGCCUGGCUGAUCGCGCAAGAACCGUACCUCAUGAGCACCGAACUGGGCCACAGUAUCGACGACGUCGAGAAUUUGAUCAAGAAGCAUGAGGCGUUUGAGAAAUCGGCCGCGGCGCAGGAAGAACGAUUUGGCGCCCUGGAGAGACUUACGACGUUUGAACUGAGGGAAAUGAAGCGUCGCCAAGAGGCUGCGGAGGCGGAGGAGCGCGAGAGGAAAGAGAGGGAGGAGUCGGAGAGGAGAGCGGCGGCGGCAGCGCAGGCCGCGGCAACGCAAGUCGCGCAAAUGACGGACCGACCGGACGCGGCCGUGGCCGUUGCCGACGACCAACCAGCUUUAAGUGGACAUAGGAGCUCUGUGAAGGCUAUUGUAUCUCCUGGUGAAGUGCAUGGAAAGAAGACGAUUGAACCCGUCCCCUCUUCCAAACCGCAGGUGGUUGGACAGAUUACACCUAAGACUCCGACUAUGUCUCAAAUGGAAAAGGAAAGCAGACGUAAGGAUCGUUCCCGUAGUAAAUCGCCGUUCAGAAGUUUCCGCUGGAAGAAAAGUCCCAAGGCGUCGGGGACCAUAAGUGACGACGAGGCGGUCACAUCAGAACAAAGUCCGUCGCCGGACGAAGAUGUGGUCGAGGGGCAGUUGGUGCGAAAACACGAGUGGGAAAAUACGACGGUCAAGGCUAGCAACCGGUCGUGGGAUAAAGUCUAUGCGGUCGUUCGCGGCUUUCACAUCGCCUUUUAUAAGGAUGCGAAGGUGGCGAAGAGCACGCCCGAGCAAACAUUUAAAAACGAAGGACCCUUCUCGUUACGCCAUGCAAAGGCUUCCAUCGCAAACGAUUACAAAAAGAAAAAACAUGUGUUUAGGUUAAAAUUGGAUGGUGGAGCUGAAUUUUUACUGCAAGCACACGAUGAUGGAGAUAUGAACAACUGGAUCUCUCGUAUCACUGCCCAGGUGGAAACCGAUUCGUCUGGUCCUUCGAGGUCACAAACCCUUCCUGCUUCUGCACAAAAGGAAGACGCAAAACGGCGCAGCUUUUUCACUCUUAAGAAAAAUUAAUCCUGUUACCCAUCUUCAGACAGAUGUCUACUUUUUUUAUUUCCUUUUUAUUCUGCAUUUGUAAUUGUUUUUGUGUAGUGUUGCACACUUUAAUAGUAUAACUGUGAGAUGUAUAGUAAUAUAUUAUAUGAAAAAAAGAAUAUUUAUAAGCAUUCUAUAAUUAAGGGUUAGAGAGACGAUGUUCAUUUUGAGAUAUUUUAGUGUAAGUAUAUUAAAAUAACAUCGUUCGUGGAAGGUCUUCUUUUAUUAAUGAGUUGGUUGCAAUAACUGUUGAUGCUUUUGCUUUAAUAAACACAAGAAACAAUAUAUACUUGUAGUAAAUUUCCAUAUUUAUAGUUAAUAUAAUUUUACACAAAGAUGUAUGCUUUUAUAAAGUUAUUUAAGGAAUUAGGUACGAAUAUCUUCGGCACAAGUGCUCCUACUUCUUGUGAAAAUUGUUGUCUAAAUCUAUACUUCCUUUUCUAAAAAGUGACAGUAAUAAAAUAAUAGGUUGGUGAAA
Messenger RNA from Photinus pyralis (common eastern firefly), 7985 nucleotides. RefSeq names its product spectrin beta chain (gene beta-Spec). The transcript is spliced from 12 exons. Gene Ontology annotation, molecular function: phospholipid binding; actin filament binding; structural constituent of cytoskeleton. Lineage: Eukaryota; Metazoa; Arthropoda; Insecta; Coleoptera; Lampyridae. Gene Ontology annotation, biological process: neuron development; actin cytoskeleton organization. The record is from RefSeq and is a predicted model, not a curated record. Bases 338 to 7486 code for a protein of 2382 amino acids. Gene Ontology annotation, cellular component: cell projection; cortical actin cytoskeleton; plasma membrane.